Messenger RNA from Solanum dulcamara, 3547 nucleotides. Its product is annotated as probably inactive leucine-rich repeat receptor-like protein kinase At3g28040. The record is from RefSeq and is a predicted model, not a curated record. Gene Ontology annotation, biological process: protein phosphorylation. Bases 343 to 3378 code for a protein of 1011 amino acids. Gene Ontology annotation, molecular function: ATP binding; protein binding; protein kinase activity. The transcript has 2 exons. NCBI's taxonomy places the organism in Eukaryota, Viridiplantae, Streptophyta, Magnoliopsida, Solanales, Solanaceae.
GAAACCAAAAAGGAAAGAGGAAAAAAAAACUUUUCUUCAUCACCCCUUUAACUCACAAGGACCACCAUAAAAUUCACAAGUCCACUAAACUACCACUCUUAGUUUGAUUUAUCUGUCUACUAUCUCUCUUGUGAGUACAGUUACCUCAUUUUCCUUUCCACCUUGUACACAUGAAUAUCUAACAAUAAUCCCAAACUCAACAUUCAUCCAAUGAAACUUGUACUCCAUUUCCUAAAAUCCACAUCCUUUUCCCCUUUCCAUUCCCUUCUCUAACUAUUCUGAAAAAAACAACAAAAUUUGUUUGCUUCUCUUGUUGUAGGAACUAAAAAAACCAUCAUAAAAAUGAGAUCUUUUAGUCCUUUUUUAGUUCUAAUACUUCAUGUUGGCUUAUUGUAUGGAUCUUUAUUAGCUGAUGAUACUACUAUGCAACUUAAUGACGAUGUUUUAGGCCUCAUUGUGUUCAAAUCAACUCUUCUUGAUCCUUACUCAAAACUCUUAUCAUGGAAUGAAGAUGAUAACUCUCCUUGUGCAUGGGAGUUCAUCAAAUGCAAUCCAAUGAAUGGUAGAGUCACUGAGCUCAACUUAAAUGGCUUGAGUUUAUCAGGAAAGAUUGGUAGGGGGCUCGAGAAGUUGCAAUCUUUAAAGGUGCUAUCUAUGUCAAACAACAACUUCACUGGUGCAAUUAGCCCUGAGUUAGCCUUGCUGACAAAUCUUGAAAAUCUCAACUUCAGUCAUAAUGGCUUAUCAGGGAAUAUCCCUGGAUCUUUUUCGAAUAUGACAUCUUUACAGUUUCUUGAUCUGUCUGAGAAUUCGUUAUCUGGACCUGUCUCUGAUAUCAUGUUUGAUAACUGUGGUGAUUCGCUACGUUAUCUUUCUCUAUCUGGGAAUUUUCUUGAAGGUGCAUUUCCUAAAACAGUUUCAAAAUGCACUAGUUUGAAUCAUCUCAAUCUUUCAAGAAACCAUUUUUCUGGUGACCCGGGAUUUUCCGGUGGAAUCUGGGGAUUGACAAGGCUUAGAACAUUAGAUCUUUCACAUAAUGAUCUCUCUGGAUUAGUACCAAUUGGUGUUUCAGUUUUACAUCAGUUGAAAGAGUUUUUGUUGCAAGGGAAUCAUUUCAGUGGGGAUUUACCAGCUGAUAUUGGAUUUUGUCCACAUUUGAAUAGAUUAGAUUUGAGUAAUAAUCAGUUCACAGGACAAAUUCCAAUGUCACUUCAAAAGGUGAAUGUUCUUUCUUUUCUCAGUUUAUCAAACAAUUUGAUAAAUGGAGAUUUCCCUCAAUGGAUAAGUAACAUGAGCAGCUUGGAAUACUUGGAUUUUUCAGGCAAUAGUUUACAAGGGGCAUUGCCUGAUUCAAUAGGGAAUUUGAAAAUGUUGAAGUACUUGAGUUUAUCUGGAAAUAAAUUGAGUGGGAACAUUCCAAAUUCUAUGGUUUAUUGUUCUAGUUUAUCUACUAUUCGGAUAAAAGAAAAUGCAUUGACUGGUAGCAUUCCUGAAGGAUUGUUUGGUAUAGGAUUGGAAGAAGCAGAUUUUUCAAGAAAUGAGUUAACUGGUUCAAUCCCUCCUGGUUCUGGUAAAUUCUUUGAAUCACUUCAAAUUCUUGAUCUAUCAGGAAACAAUCUUACUGGGAAUAUUCCAGCUGAAGUGGGACUUUUCUCCAAGUUGAGAUACUUGAAUCUUUCUUGGAACAAUUUUCAAUCAAGAUUGCCUCCUGAAGUUGGAUACUUUCAGAAUCUAACGGUGUUGGAUCUUCGACACAGUGCUUUAGUUGGAUCAAUUCCAGGUGAUAUAUGUGAUUCUGGUAGCUUGGGAAUUCUUCAACUUGAUGGAAAUUCAUUCACUGGACCUAUUCCUGAUGAGAUUGGAAAUUGUUCAUCCCUCUACUUAUUGAGUUUGUCACAUAAUAAUUUAAGUGGCUCAAUACCAAGGUCCCUUUCAAUGUUGAAGAAGCUCAAGAUUUUGAAGCUGGAGUAUAAUCAAUUGAGUGGUGAAAUACCACAAGAACUUAGCAAGUUAGAAAAUCUUCUGGCUGUUAAUAUAUCCUACAACAGGCUCGUUGGACGCCUUCCAAUGAGUAGUAUAUUCCAGAAUUUAGAUCAGAGUUCAUUGGAAGGGAAUUUGGGCAUUUGUUCACCUUUAUUGAAAGGUCCUUGUAAAAUGAAUGUGCCAAAGCCUUUGGUUCUUGAUCCUUAUGCUUAUGGAAACCAGAUGGGAGGUCAAAACCGGGACGAUGGAACUUCAAGAAGCAAUAGCAAAAGUUUCAAGCACCAUAGGUUCCUCAGUGUUUCAUCCAUUGUUGCUAUAUCUGCUGCAGCUGUAAUCGCGGUUGGAGUAAUGAUAAUAACCUUACUAAAUGCUUCUGUUCGAAGGAGGAUCACAUUCGUUGACAACGCCUUGGAAAGUAUGUGCUCAAGUUCUUCUAAAUCAGGGAGCCUAGCCACUGGAAAGCUUGUGUUAUUGGACACCAAAUCAUCCCCGGAUUGGGCUAAUAGCAGUCUUGAAUCAAUCCUAAACAAGGCAUCUCAAAUCGGUGAAGGUGUCUUCGGGACUGUUUACAAGGCUCCAUUGGGAGGGGAAGGAAGAAUAGUAGCAAUCAAGAAGCUUGUAACAUCAAAGAUCCUCCAAUAUCCUGAGGACUUUGAUAGAGAAGUUAGAGUUUUAGCAAAAGCAAGGCACCAAAAUCUAAUAUCCUUAAGAGGGUAUUACUGGACUCCUCAGCUGCAGCUUCUAGUAUCAGAUUAUGCACCAGAAGGAAGUCUACAAGCCAUACUACACGAAAGGCCUUCAUCUUUGUCUUCCCCUCUCCUGUCUUGGUCCACUCGAUUUAAGAUUGUGCUCGGAACAGCCAAAGGACUAGCACAUUUGCACCACGCGUUUAGGCCAGCAAUCAUACACUACAACAUAAAGCCUAGCAACAUCCUCCUUGAUGAAAACUUCAACCCAAAAAUAUCAGAUUUUGGGCUGGCAAGGCUAGUGACAAAGCUCGAUAAGCACAUGAUAAGCAACAGGUUUCAAAGUGCACUAGGCUAUGUAGCACCUGAAUUGGCAUGCCAGAGCUUAAGGGUGAACGAAAAGUGUGACGUUUAUGGUUUUGGGAUGUUGAUUCUUGAAAUUGUCACAGGGAGAAGGCCAGUUGAGUAUGGAGAGGACAAUGUGUUGAUACUCAAUGAUCAUGUGAGAGUGCUACUUGAGCAAGGCAACGUGUUGGAAUGUGUUGAUCCAAGCAUGGAUACUUAUCCUGAAGAGGAAGUUUUGCCUGUUUUGAAGUUGGCAUUGGUGUGCACUUCUCAAAUACCAUCAAGUAGGCCUUCAAUGGCUGAAGUGGUUCAAAUCUUGCAGGUCAUCAAAACACCUGUUCCUCAAAGAAUGGAAACAUACUAAAACAUGUCACAAACUUGAUGAAUUUCCCUUUCUCUUUGACUUUCUAUUAUCCUAUUGUUAUUAUGUAAACCUCCUACUUUGAUGUUUUUGGACUAGAUAGUGAUAGAGAGAGUUUGGCACUUCUCUGUCAUUUGAUGAAAUAUAUGGGAGGUUGGUUCAAUGAUUUCAA